Molecule: messenger RNA, 4454 nt
Organism: Coccinella septempunctata (seven-spotted ladybird)
Lineage: Eukaryota; Metazoa; Arthropoda; Insecta; Coleoptera; Coccinellidae
Product: neuroligin-1-like
Exons: 13
Coding region: 745-3519 (924 amino acids)
Biological process (GO): postsynaptic membrane assembly; modulation of chemical synaptic transmission; synaptic vesicle endocytosis
Cellular component (GO): cell surface; synapse; postsynaptic membrane
Molecular function (GO): signaling receptor activity; neurexin family protein binding
Source: RefSeq, a predicted model, not a curated record
UCAGGACGAAGGUGUCCUUACGCCGUAUCAGGAUUACUUUUGAGGGUUUGAGCGUCGCGUCCGUGACCGACGCGCGUACGUAGUUUGGUGCCGAUUCGGGUUCGAACCGGAACUAGGGAGAAAUUUUUUGCGCGUUGGUGGAUUUCGGGGGUUUGCACGUUCCGAGGAUUGAUUGGGGAUGGAAUUUUAAGGGCACACGUCUCCUACGAGAAUGAGGUCAACCGAGGAUAAGCUUUCAGCAUCAUAACCUUAUAACACAGAUAGACCAAUAGUCCGCAUUUGCAGAUCAUUCCGAACAACCCUCAGAUAAAUCAUCGCCCUUCGAUCCUGAUGCUGAAACGCGUCAAGAAACAGAUGGAAAUAUAACCCCUCUCGAUAAAGUUGGUAGUGUUGGCAGCUAUCGAACUGCAGAACUUUCCUGGACUUCUGGAGAGGAUAUAUCAGAGUAACAGUUGGGAAUGAGCAACGAUCGUCAGCUGUUUCGGGUAAUUUUGACAUCGGCCUGCAUGGAAGAGUGGUUUUCUUUGUCUGAGAGGAAGUUUGGAAGGAAUGCAUGGUGUGUGAGCAGUCUACAAGCUGCAAUUGGUACUGAACUGAGCCAAAUAUGUUAGAGAAGACUGAUAUACUAAAGGGCGUCCACGACUUUCCAAAUAAAAUCGAGACAUUGUGGAGUUUCCAGAGUGGAGGUGGUCCGUAAAAUCUGGUGGUCGAUGAUGAAAAAACGCCGCGGUUGGUGGUGACGUCAUGCGUGUACCGGAAACGACAAAAAAGUCGAGACAGUCGAGUUGUUCCUUUUCGUCUUCUUUCCGUAUACUCGUCGUACUCGCUAUUGUAUUGUUCGUAGAAGUUAAUACUUCUCUGCUGGUGCACAAAUACAGCACACGCGUUGUGGAGACCAAGUAUGGACCAUUGAGAGGUGUUAUGAUACAUAUUCAUCCGCCAGUUGAGGCCUUUCUUGGAGUUCCAUACGCUACCCCGCCCGUUGGUAGUUUGAGGUACAUGCCUCCAGUGACACCUUCUCAGUGGCAAAACACAAGAUUAGCAGACAGGUUUGGUGCAGUUUGUCCCCAGAGGCCGCCAGAUAUUGGUAAUCGAACAGAAGCACUACUUGAAUUCCCAAGAGGUCGUCUGUUAUACUUGGAAAAACUACUUCCACUACUCGCGAACCAAAGUGAGGACUGUCUGUUCCUCAACAUUUAUGUGCCUAGAGCAGGUAAUGGAGAUCCGGAACCAGAAGCCCUUCCUUGCAUAGUUUACGUCCAUGGAGAAAGUUAUGAGUGGAAUUCUGGAAAUCCUUACGAUGGUACAGCUUUAGCAUCAAUGGGAAAAGUGAUUGUGGUCACCAUAAACUUUCGGCUAGGAGUUCUUGGAUUCCUCAAGACUGGCACCAAGGGAAGCGCACAAGGCAACUUCGGCCUAAUGGAUCUGGUAGCCGGAUUGCACUGGCUCAAAGAGAACUUACCAGCCUUCGGGGGGGACCCCCAAAGGGUAACCUUGAUGGGGCACGGCACCGGGGCGGCGCUGGUCAACUUCAUCGCCGUUUCUCCAGCUGCUAAGGAACUUCUUCAUCGAGUGAUCCUGCUGAGUGGGUCGGGUCUGAGUCCUUGGGCGAUUCAAAGGGACCCGUUAUAUGUGAAAAGGACUGUGGCGGAACAUACCGGGUGUCAUGGAGACCUACUCGAAGACGACCUGGCGCCUUGUUUGAGACUGAAAUCAUUAGAUCAACUUCUUAGUGUGAAUAUCGAAUCUCCUAGAUUUUUACCAGGUUUCGCACCGUUCGUAGACGGUACGAUUCUCCUAAAUCCCUCUACCAAUGUGCCAUUGACGACAGGCGGUGGUACCUCCAGCACCGUCGCCACCUCUGCCGGCUUCGAGUUUGCGGACUUCCCAGAGCGGGACCUGAUCCUCUCCCUGACCAGCACCGAGUCCUACCUGGACCUCAGCGCGCAGGACCUCGAAUUCGGCUUUAACGAGAGCAGGCGCGAUCGCAUUUUGAGGACGUUCGUGAGAAAUUCCUAUUACUAUCAUUUGAACGAGAUAUUUUCGACGUUAAAAAACGAGUACACGGACUGGGAGCGGCCCACGCAGAAUCCGCUGAGUGUGCGGGACGCCGCGUUGGACGUGUUAAGUGACGGUCACACUGCCGCGCCUCUCAUUAGGAUAGGUUACCUGCAUGCCUUGAGGGGAGGGAAGACGUUUUUUCUACAUUUCAAUCAUCAGAACGGAGAGAGAGACUUUCCCAUGAGGACUGGUAGCGUGAGAGGAGAAGACUUGCCUUAUGUCCUUGGAUUGCCUUUAAUCCAAGGUGGAUUCUUCAUACACAAUUACAGCCGAACUGACAUAGCAGUAGCUAAAGCCCUGAUUCACUACCUCAGCAAUUUUGCCAAAACGGGAGACCCGAAUGGCGCUGUUCCAAAUGCAUCUGCUUCGGAAGCCAAGAAUGCACAACAAAAAGCCAAAGACGUCGAGGAGGGCGGUGCGCCAUACUACUGGGACACCUACGACACCAUCAAUCAACUCUAUCUGGAGCUAGGAAAUCGAGCGGAAAUGAGAAAUCAUUACAGAGGGCACAAAAUGUCGCUGUGGCUGAACCUAAUACCGCAGCUGCACCGUCCCGGCGAGCCUGUAGAUGACAUCUCAAUGAGACAUCAUCAUUUUCAGGAGGAAGGAGAUCAAUAUUAUGACGGUUCCGUCCGAGCCCAGACCAACCAGAAACCAUCGUUCAUACACGGCGUCCCCGACACAGCUCUGACCAGCCGCACCACAACGUCCAACCCCACGUCCUCCACACCUGCCCCUCCAAAAUCGGACACAGCCGUUCAGGCCACGACCACAGAGUGUCCCCCAAACGUGACCCUUGCCGUACCCAGCAUCUCGAAGAACAACCACAACAACCUUCUACGAAAGCUGGCAUCGAAUCAAUACCAGUCGUACACUACGGCCCUGACAGUGACCAUUGCCGUGGGAUGUUUUUUGCUGUUGUUGAACAUUCUCAUUUUCGCUGGUAUUUAUCAUCAGAGGGACAGGGGGAAGAAGGAACAGAAGAAAAAGGAAGAACAGGCGGAAGCGGGAAGCUGCAGUUCAUCGGCGGAGAUGUACAGCAAGAGCUACGAGACCCGCCAUAUGUCUUCCUACGACUGUGGCAAAAGCCCAUACCUACCCAGAGGCAACAGCUGCAAAUCCCUACACAACUACAUCGACGACUACGCGUGCGAGAAGAAGAUCUUCGCCGACGUGCAGAUGACAGAACUCCCCCUCCAACAGUUCAAUUCAUCCCCCAUCAAACGUCCACCGGAAGUGGUCAUAUCCACGCAGUCCACUUCCUGUCAACCUCCGGACAUCACCACUGUGUCCAAUACUUGCGUGGCCUCGCAAACAAACGAUCCAGACGAGGAUAAACCUUCGCAGCCUAAGACUGUUUCGGUGUGCAAUCAGACUGGUAUUUUAAGACCACACGGUGCCCCCACCACGCCUGGAACUAUGAAAAAACGGGUCCAGAUACAGGAGAUCUCGGUUUGAUGAUUUCGUGAAUUGAAGUGGAUGUAAUAUAUAGUUAAAUUGAAGUUAAUCAAAAAUGGCAGAUUGGAUAUCAUAUCUGACUGUUUUUUAGUUCCAUCAGAAGAUGUUUUAAGAAGAGUCGAACGAUUUUUAACCGAUAUUUUUGUAAUCCUGAAUACUUUCCGGAGCUUACUGUAUAUUGAUUGGUUUCAGUGUUCAUUCGGAUGUGUGAGCGAUGUGUGGAGGUCCCACCAAAUAUUCAGAAUAUCGCUGAUAGAAAAUGGAUUGAAAUUUGUUUACGUUUUAUCGUUUUUCCAAGUUGAACGUCCCUCACAUCCAUCCGAGUCUAGUUCGGACCCUCCUAAAAUGCAGGAAUUGUUUUUCAUAUGGUUCCUUUUACAGAAACUGAAGGAAUUGAUUCAAUUCACAAAUUGGCUUGAGUUAUCCAAAAGGGUGCAUACUUGGAUCAAAUAUAUAGACUACAUUUCUUGCAUUCAAGAUUUUACUCAUCGAAAAGUGUGAACUUAAAAUUGAUAUUGAAAUCAAAGACCAGAUCAAAAUCUAAUGUUUAAUGUUGUUGUUCAGUUCGUUAAUACCCGUUAUUGAACUUUUUUGAAAUGGACAAUCUAUUAUAUUUCUUUAAAUGUUUAUAGCUGUUAAUUGUAACAGAUUUCUCCGAUAAUUGUCAGCAUUUUCAUUAUGUAGUAUUGUCUGAAUAAAUUUCAGUGCAAUGUUCAUCGCAACGUGGACAAAAUGAAGGCGAAAAGAAUAUUCUGAGUGAAAUUUAUUAGUUGUUUUUAUUGUAUUGUUGCGUUGUUGCACUUGGAAAUGGAAUGUUAUCAGCAGAGGCCUAUUUCUAAAAGGAAAAUGGAAUAUGAAAUCAGUUUCCAUAUGUUGUUUUGUUCUUUUCAAUGAUUUGUAAUCAAAAUAACUAAAUAUACUUUAUCUUUAUAGAA